Messenger RNA from Momordica charantia (bitter melon), 1004 nucleotides. Its product is annotated as RNA binding protein. The record is from RefSeq and is a predicted model, not a curated record. Lineage: Eukaryota; Viridiplantae; Streptophyta; Magnoliopsida; Cucurbitales; Cucurbitaceae. Gene Ontology annotation, molecular function: RNA binding. Gene Ontology annotation, biological process: ribosome assembly. Gene Ontology annotation, cellular component: nucleus.
AAGUAGGGUUUCUUCCAAUUUUCCAGGGAAAAUCCCCGAGAAAGUGAGGGAAAACCAUCUGAAAAACCCUAAAACCUCCGCAGUCACCGCGUAAUCCCCUGCUCCGACCGGCCGAUUUGCUUAUUCUCAGGCCGCGAUGAGACCUUUAGACGAGAAGGAGACCACCGCGGUAUUCGAAAAGCUCCACAAAUUCACCGGAAACAACCUCAGGAACAUCGUCGAGAAUCCCUCUCACGAAGGCCCCGAACCAAAUCCUGGCCGCUACUGCUUCCGCCUCCACAAGAACAAGGUCUAUUACGUCAGCGAUUCCCUCGUCAAGCGCGCCACCAACGUAGCCCGCCGCAACCUCGUCGCUCUCGGCACCUGCAUCGGCAAGAUCACUCAUGGCGGCAGUUUCCAUCUCACUGUUCAGUCGCUAGGUCUCUUGGCCCCCAAUGCGAAGCACAAGGUUUGGCUUAAACCUACAUCUGAGAUGUCUUUUUUGUACGGGAACCACGUUUUGAAAGGCGGAUUAGGGCGGAUUACUGAAAAUAUUGCUCCUGGUGAUGGAGUCGUCGUGUAUUCGAUGUCGGACGUGCCUUUGGGGUUUGGAAUUGCGGCGAAGUCCACGCAGGACUGUAGGAAAUUGGAUCCCAAUGGGAUUGUGGUUCUCCAUCAGUCGGAUAUUGGAGAGUAUUUGAGGAUGGAAGAUGAGCUUUGAAUCAACGAUGAAGCCAAGCUGAGUCUUUUGUGUAUCAGAUUCAUGUUCUGUGGACGUAUAUCCAGGUAUACUCGAGUUGUUCGUGUAAAGUUUCUUGGUCAAUAGGAAUUUGAGCCCAAAUUAGUAUACUGCCUCAGGCUUCAAGUCAAAUUUUUAAGUUUUGCCUCUCCAUGAUGUUUAAUUUUUGUCGCUUGAAUUAGUGUUAAACUUAUGCGGAUUAUAAACUUUUUUCCCAAAAGCGGGGUAUCUAAUAUCAUAGAGAUACUGCUUAGUGCUUUGCUGCAAAUUAAUAACUUUCCUUAUU